CGUGUUGUGACGCGCGACCGACUGUACCUGCCGCAGCGGGCAAGGACGACGGCUGCGUGCGCGGUGCGAGCUCGCCAGUCGGCCACAGCUCCGUCUCGGCACACGUUCUGCACACACCGCGCUCACACCAGCUGCCGGUGCUACCAGGCAAGGAGGAUAUCGCCUGACAAUGUCGCUUGCCAGUGACGUCAUCUCUCCUAACAUCUCAUUCACAGACGCGGCGCUCGCCAACUGCAGCCCGCCGGCCGUCGACGACUUCCCGUGGGACGGUCUGACGCGUGCAGAGCGCCAGCAGGGGUACGUCGCGCUGCACGCCGUGGCAGCCGCCUACCUGUUCGGCACGAUGGCCAUCAUCUGCCACAAAUAUUUCGUGCCAAGUGUACACCUGAUUGCAAAACGGCUGGGUGUGUCUGAUGAUGUAGCUGGUGCGACUGCCAUGGCUGCAGCCACGUCGAGCCCUGAACUGUUUGUGAGCUCUGUGGCAACCUUCACCAGUGACACAGAAGCUGACACAGCACUAGGAACAAUCAUUGGCUCAGCGGUAUUCAAUGUCUUAGCUGUUCCAGCAGCAUGUGGCCUUUUUUCAGCAGGAAAGGUAAUUGAACUCAAUAUAUGGCCAAUUACAAGAGAAGUUGUAGCAUAUGCAUUCUCAAUCAUCACACUUUCAGCAAUUCUUGCUGAUCGUCAUGUUCGGUGGUAUGAAUCAUUGUUUAUGGUCUGUUUUUAUUUUUCAUACAUGUCAGGUCUGUGCUGCAUUGGACGGAAAAUUAGUUGCUGCAACACAAAGCCAAGCAGAUCACUCUAUGAUGGCAUAGAUGAUUCUGCCUCUGAAACAGACACACUUUGCGGUGCAGAGCAAGAGGCAGUUGAAUCAGCAACUGCAGAAGACAUAACGCUGAACAAAGAAAUAGCCCCAUGUGGAAGAGUAUGUAACUUCAUCAUGAAACCAGCACAAAUAAUUCUGUUUUUGACAAUUCCCAACUGCCAGCAAAAACAUUGGGAAAGCUUCUAUCCCAUCACAUUUAUUAUGUGCAUUGCAUGGCUUGCUGUUACUUCAUACCUUGCUACCUGGAUGAUUACUGUCAUAGGAGACACAAUCAACAUACCAGAUUCCAUUGUGGGACUGACACUACUAGCUAUUGGUACCAGUCUUCCAGAAGCAAUGUCAAGCAUCAUUGUUACAAGACAAGGACGAGGAGCAAUGGGCAUCACUAAUGCAGUAGGAUCCAACACAUUCAACAUCCUUCUUUGCCUGGGACUUCCUUGGCUGCUGAAAACUACAGUGUUGACUGGUGGGAAUGGAGCCCACCAGGUUAACAUCAGCUCUGGCGGGCUACUUUACAGUACAGUUUCUCUUCUUGUGACAUUGUUGAUGUUCUACAUAUGUCUUGCAUGUUUUGAUUUCCAGCUUUGUUCAGUAUUUGGUACAAUACUUCUUAUCUUUUAUAUUGUGUUUCUAGUUCUUGCAUCUCUCGUCGAGCUUAAUAUUUUCUUUCCAGUUAACCUACCUGUAUGUGACAGGUGAAAUAAUAUCAUGUGUCAGACUCUCUUUCAAUGUAUAAAAUAAAGUAAAAACAUUGCAUCAUGUCAA
Messenger RNA from Schistocerca serialis cubense, 1591 nucleotides. RefSeq names its product sodium/potassium/calcium exchanger 3-like. Gene Ontology annotation, biological process: calcium ion transmembrane transport; intracellular calcium ion homeostasis. Gene Ontology annotation, cellular component: membrane. Gene Ontology annotation, molecular function: calcium channel activity; calcium, potassium:sodium antiporter activity. The record is from RefSeq and is a predicted model, not a curated record. The coding region runs from base 170 to 1525 and encodes 451 amino acids. The transcript is spliced from 10 exons. NCBI's taxonomy places the organism in Eukaryota, Metazoa, Arthropoda, Insecta, Orthoptera, Acrididae.